This is a messenger RNA of Aspergillus melleus, 1521 nucleotides long. Its product is annotated as glycoside hydrolase family 88 protein. Lineage: Eukaryota; Fungi; Ascomycota; Eurotiomycetes; Eurotiales; Aspergillaceae. The record is from RefSeq and is a predicted model, not a curated record. Gene Ontology annotation, molecular function: chondroitin hydrolase activity. Gene Ontology annotation, biological process: polysaccharide catabolic process. The transcript has 3 exons. The coding region runs from base 1 to 1521 and encodes 506 amino acids.
AUGUCAAUGUCGCUAAGUCACGCAUCUACAACGGAGCACAGUCCAAAGAGACUAAAAGCAUCCCACCAACACACCAACGGCAUCAACAACACGAACAGCAUCAAGACCUCCUCUUCCGCCAUAUCCACCCGCCUAGCAAAAGCCCUGUACUCUGAAUCAGCGAUUGCCAAAAUCUGGAGAGUCGCAGCCCGAGCUCAAGGAUCAAGCAAACCCCCCGUGCUAUAUCCCGAAUACACCGGCCCUGACGGGAGCACCUAUGUCUACCGCACGCUCGAUUUCUGGACCUCCGGCUUCUUCCCGGGAUCAUUAUAUCUGAUCCUCGAGCGCCUGACACGGUAUCAGAAGUCCAGCAUUUACCGAUCUCCAUCUUCUUUCUCUCAUGAUGAAGACGACGGAUCAAAUACCCUACCUCACCAACUCCAGCUCUCGCACCUCUGCCGCUGGUGGACCGCAAACCUGCACCAAAACGCCCUGAAGCGAGACACGCACGACCUCGGAUUCAUGAUCGCCCCGUGGGCCAUGAAAGCCUGGGACCUGCAUCGCGAUGCAGAAGCAUACAACAGUCUCGUCUUGGCCGCACACUCCCUCGCCAGCCGCUUCAAUGCCACCACGCGAUGCAUCCGCAGCUGGGACGUCUGCGUCACGACCCGCUACUCGUACACGGAAGCGGACAUGUCGACGGACUUCCUCGUCAUUAUCGACAGCAUGCUGAAUCUGGAUCUGCUGUUCUGGGCUGCCUGGGAAACCAAUAAUGCAGAGCUGUAUGACAUUGCCGUGGCGCAUGCGUAUAGCUCUCGGAGACACCACGUCCGCGAAGACAAUAGCACUGCGCACGUCGCAAACUUCGAUGCUCAGACUGGCGAGCGGAAAGCACGGUUCACGAACCAGGGGUAUAGUGACGAGAGCUGCUGGGCGCGGGGCCAGGCGUGGGGGAUAUUAGGGUUCGCGCAGACGUUCCGGUGGACGGGGAAGUCGGAGUUUCUGGACACGGCGAGAGCGCUGGCGAAGUACUUCAUAUCGCACUUGCCGGAGGACGGGGUGCCGUAUUGGGAUUUCCUAGCGCCAGUGACGGAUGAGAGUCCGCGGGAUACGUCGGCGGCGAUGAUUGCGGCGUGUGGGAUGCUGGUGCUGUUCAAGACGCUGCGGGACACGUCGGAGGGGGGGUACUAUCUCCGAGAGGCGUUGAGGAUAGUGGAUGCUGCCGUGGUCAAGUUUAUGCAUCCGCCUACGUUGACGUUUCAGAUGGUGAGGGCUUCAACGCAAUGUGAAGUAUAUCCGGAGGGUUGUCUUGCGCAGGGAGCGAGCGAUGGAUUCGACGUCUUGAGUGUGGUCGAUCUGUCUGGUUCGCGCACGCACGACACGAUCCUGGACAGGGCCACUAUCAACAACUAUGAGUUUGCUCCGAGACGAUGGGCGAACCACGGGUUGGUAUAUGCAGACUAUUACUUCUUGUUGUUUGGCAACAUGCUGCAGGAGCUAGGAUUGGUGGACAUGGAGGGACAUAUUAACGUUCCGAUAUAG